Molecule: messenger RNA, 1551 nt
Organism: Plenodomus lingam JN3
Lineage: Eukaryota; Fungi; Ascomycota; Dothideomycetes; Pleosporales; Leptosphaeriaceae
Biological process (GO): protein folding in endoplasmic reticulum
Cellular component (GO): endoplasmic reticulum
Molecular function (GO): misfolded protein binding; protein-folding chaperone binding
Source: RefSeq, a predicted model, not a curated record
AUGAUACUGCGACUGUCAUCCCUCGCCUUGGGCUUGCUCUCGGCGAGUCCUCUGGCAUGCGCACUGUCCGCCGCAGACAUCCCCGCAGACCUGCCCGUGUCGCAGCUGAUCAAGGAUGCCGGCGUGAAGCUGGCGACGGGCGAAACCCACGAUGCUCUUACCUACUUCGACGUGGCCAUUUCGCGCGACCCGCAAAACUACAUGACGUACUUUCGACGCGGCGCCGCAUACCUCUCCCUUGGGCGCACUACCCAGGCACAACACGACUUUGACAAGGUGCUGGAACUGAAGCCUGGGUUCGAAGGCGCACUUGUGCAGCGAGCCAAGAUUAAGGCUAGAAAGGCCGACUGGGCUGCGGCGCGCAAAGACUACGAGGCUGCAGGCAAGACGGCUGAGAUUGCGGAGCUUGAUGAGGCCCAGGGCGCUGCCAUACUUGCGCAAGAGGCGGCUGACAAAGGCGAUUGGGAGGCCUGCGUCAGCCACGCGGGCACUGCCAUUGUCGUCGCAGGUGGCGCACAUGACAUCAGGAAACUCAGGGCAAGGUGUCGCUUCGAAAAGGGCGAGGUCAUCGAGGGCAUCAGCGACCUGCAGCACCUCCUGCAAAUCAACACGGGCGACAUCGAGCCUCACCUUCAGAGCUCCGCCAUGGCCUUUUACUCUCUGGGUGAAACCGAGAAAGGGCUCAAACACAUCGCACAAUGUCUCCAAUCAGAUCCUGACUCAAAAGUCUGUAUGAAGCUCCGACGACGCGAAAAGAGCCUGGAAAAGAGCCUGAAGAAAGUCCGCAGCUUCUUCUCAAAGCGCCAAUUCGCCACUGCGUCCAAGCUCCUCAUUGACCGUGGCGAAGAAGAGCCAGGCCUGUUGAAGGAGGUCAAGCAAGAUUUCCAGGACUACGUUGCGGCAGGCUAUAUCUAUCCCUCUGCACCGCAAGGCCUGUACCAAGAGCUCGUCGAAAUGACUUGUGAAGCCUACAUCGAAAUGAACAACUUCAAAAAGGGCGCACCUUACUGCACCGAAACACUUCAACUCAACCCCGACUCCCUUCACGGCGCCCUCUACAAAGCACAAAAGGAAAUUGAAGCCGAUGACUUUGAAGCCGCGAUCCGCACCCUCGACCACGCCAAGGAACACCAUCAAUCACAAAAACUGAAUGAACUCUACAACAAAGCACACACGCUGCUCAAACGAUCAAAAACAAAAGACUACUACAAAGUCCUAGGCGUAUCCCGGGAUGCAAGCGAGAGGGAGAUCAAGAAGGCCUAUCGCAAGCUGUCCAAGCUCUUCCACCCAGACAAGGCAAGCGCGAAUAACAUUACACCCGAGGAAGCGCAGAAGAAGAUGGCGGCUGUCAACGAGGCGUAUGAAGUCCUCUCUGACCCAGAGCUCAAGGAGAGGUUUGAUCGCGGCGAUGAUCCAAACAACAACGAGCAGCAAGGACAUCCAUUCCAGGGCUCACCCUUUGGCGGUGGACAACAAUUCAUGUUCAGACAAGGCGGAGGGUUCCCUGGCGGAGGCCAGUUCAAGUUUCAGGGCGGUGGGUUUCCUUUCUAG